This is a messenger RNA of Triplophysa dalaica, 1361 nucleotides long. RefSeq names its product 60 kDa lysophospholipase-like. Gene Ontology annotation, biological process: regulation of gene expression. NCBI's taxonomy places the organism in Eukaryota, Metazoa, Chordata, Actinopteri, Cypriniformes, Nemacheilidae. Gene Ontology annotation, molecular function: protein binding. The coding region runs from base 496 to 1185 and encodes 229 amino acids. Gene Ontology annotation, cellular component: nucleus. The transcript is spliced from 7 exons. The record is from RefSeq and is a predicted model, not a curated record.
GCGUUUUCUCUCUUAAUAUCUCACUUAUACAAAAUAUGUAAAAGAUCGUUACUUAAGUUUAUAAUUUCUCUGCAUUUAUGUGAUUUGAUGAGAACAGAGAAAGUGAUUUUAUAUUUUAUUUCUUUAAUGUAUGUUUUAUCCACUAUAUGUUAUGUAUAUUCAGCAGAGUUUCACAUCUCUCGCUGUUGACUUUAUGCAACGUUGAUGCGCUGUCCUUUAACCAGCUUUUGGUCGUGUUUGUCCCAGAUUCCAAUAAAGAGAUCUUGAGUGACCAUCCACCUGCUCUCAGUGUGAUUCCAUCCACGCAAAAGAAGACCGUCACAUUGGUGCCGUGACCCGGAUUUGGAGUGAGGUUUAGAGGGGUGAAUGUAACAGAGUCAAGCCGGUGAAGUGCUGAGCAAGUAUGUAAACCUCACUCAUCUGCCUCAACGACUCUCUAGCGACAGACGCUAGAGGCUGCGGUCGUUAGCCUCCUCGCUAGUUCGCGUGACUCCCAUGCAGAACCGACCCGGUUCGAAGCCCGCCUGGAGCAGUUUUAUAAUGCAGACACCAGGUGCUUUAAAGAUAGACCUCCAUAAGAGUGUUGUGUUGUGUGAUGGACCACCCCUGCACAUGUUGGAGGAAGUGAUGCAACUCAACUGGCUUGAUAUCAGAAGCCAGCAGGGGAAGCAUAUAUUGAUUGAAAAAACCCUUCCCUCGUUUGCGUCUAAUGCUGUGAAGAACAAUGAUUUCAACUCUCUUCUAGUCCUCCUAGAACACGUGGAUGUCAAUUCAGGAGACUAUAAUGGACAUACACCUCUCCAUACAGCCUGUGAAUUGGGCAACUUGGACAUGGCAAUGUUCCUGCUGGGAAAAGGGGCUUCACCUGAAUUCACCAACAGCUUUGGACAACGGCCAUUCCACUUGGCUAUUAAGAACAGGCAUUUUAGAGUUAUCAAGCUUCUGCGGUUGAGAGGGUUCACUUUGAAACUACACCCAGUGAGAAUUGCCAUUGAAAUGAUCCAAACAGUACGAAAGAGAGAUCAUGCGCUACUUCAUGCCUGGUUUCUGUCAGGGGUGGACAUGGACACCACUGACUACAAUGGGUGGACAGCAAUGGAGGCGGCUGUUCAUUUGGGGGACAAAACCAUGAUCUCCAAACUAGUGGACUACAGAACCACGCCAUUGUCCUCUGUGCCCGUGUAAAGGAGGAGAAGAGUCUCGCUUUAAUCUUUCCCCUUCUGCAGACUCUCUGCCCUGUACUGUAUAUAAACAUGUAAAUAGUUCUGUUCUGUUCUUUUUUCUUUUGUGUUCUUUUGUCAAUAAGAUUUGUGUUUUAUCAGCGUUAUAAAUGUGUUUUAAUAAACUAACAUUGAAUAUAA